AUGGCUUUGAGUGCUCCGAACGGCUCCACCACGCGGUCUGACGAGUCCACUCCCGGCGUCCCGACGCCUUCUCCCUGGCCCACACUGAGUCUAGAGCUGGACGCCGCGGCGGCCUGGGGUCGCAAACUCUACCCCCCAGGGGCAACCCCGACUCGAACCGGAGCCGGACUGAUGUUCGGUCUCCAUCAUCACCAAGAUCCUGGUACGGGGUUGCACCAUCAUCAACCCAGAGGUCCCAGUCUCAAAGAGGAACCUUUGGCCAGGGGAUGGAUGCAGGGCGGAGUUGCUGAUCCAAAUGGGUCUAUAGUUGGUAGGGCUCACUUCGAAAAGCAACCACCAUCAAACUUAAGAAAAUCCAACUUCUUCCAUUUUGUGAUAGCCCUUUAUGACAGGGCGGGUCAGCCUAUUGAAAUUGAAAGGACCGCAUUCAUUGGGUUCAUCGAAAAAGACCAGGAAGCAGAUGGACAAAAAACGAAUAACGGUAUUCAGUACAGGUUGCAGCUUCUUUUUGCAAAUGGAGUCAGGCAGGAGCAGGAUAUCUACGUCAGGCUUAUCGACUCCGUUACGAAACAGGCUAUUAUCUACGAAGGACAAGACAAAAAUCCCGAAAUGUGCCGAGUAUUGCUCACCCAUGAAAUCAUGUGCAGUCGAUGCUGUGACAAGAAGAGCUGUGGUAACCGAAACGAAACUCCCUCAGACCCUGUGAUAAUUGACAGAUUUUUUCUAAAAUUCUUCCUCAAGUGCAAUCAAAACUGUCUAAAGAAUGCCGGGAAUCCCAGAGACAUGAGACGCUUUCAGAGCUAA
Ceutorhynchus assimilis (cabbage seed weevil) is the source of this 804-nucleotide messenger RNA. NCBI's taxonomy places the organism in Eukaryota, Metazoa, Arthropoda, Insecta, Coleoptera, Curculionidae. The record is from the annotation of a GenBank genome assembly.